Molecule: messenger RNA, 1393 nt
Organism: Hippopotamus amphibius kiboko
Lineage: Eukaryota; Metazoa; Chordata; Mammalia; Artiodactyla; Hippopotamidae
Gene: CCDC59
Product: coiled-coil domain containing 59
Exons: 4
Coding region: 159-908 (249 amino acids)
Cellular component (GO): nucleus
Source: RefSeq, a predicted model, not a curated record
CGCACACGUGGCCGCAGGGCAAGGGCUCGGUAAAAGGUAGCAUAGGCCGGAUAAGUAGAACUCCGACCUGGACGCUGGGUGGACGAUUGAUUGCUUCUGCCUGAUGACGUACUUUGACUGCGUCCGUGAUGUUUCUCUGGCGCCGCGGUUGGUAAGCCAUGGCGCCGGUAAGGCCGCCAGCAAGGGGGAGGAUAGGGAGUUUUGGGACAGGUGGCGAAGGAGUUUCACUGCUCGGAUUCGGAAAUAAGAAUGUGAAACGAAGGACGUGGCGACCUAAUCAUCCGCAAGCCUUCGCGGGGAGCGUUCGCGAGGGACAAGGCUUUGCAUUUCGAAGAAAACUAAAAAUUCAGCAAAAUUACAAGAAAUUGAUAUGGAGGGAAAAGAAGGCUCAAACCUCACGGGAAUCCCAGUUCACAGAUCGGUACCCUGAUCAUCUGAAACAUCUCUAUUUAGCUGAAGAGGAAAGACUCAGGAAGCAGCUUAGAAAAGCUGACCAGUCCUUGGUAGAACAAAUUGACCAGCCUCUGUCAGAAGAAGUUGAUCAGCCUUUGCCAGAAGAGCAGUGUAGCACUGACCAGGCUUUGUCUGAAGAAUAUUGUAGCAUUGAGCAGCCUCAGCCAGAAGAACAAUGUAGCAUAAAAAUAAACUCCAUCACUAUUCCAAAGAAAAAUAAAAAGAAAACGUCAAAUCAGAAAGCACAGGAAGAAUAUGAGCAGAUACAAGCUAAGCGUGCUGCUAAGAAACAAGAAUUUGAGAGGAGAAAACAAGAGAAAGAAGAAGCUCAGAGGCUCUACAAAAAGAAGAAAAUGGAAGUGUUCAAAAUAUUGAGCAAAAAGACUAAAAAGGGCCAACCAAACUUGAAUUUACAAAUGGAGUAUCUUCUAAAAAAAAUACAAGAAAAAAAUUGAGACGUCACCUGAUUAAUCAAGGGUUAAAAUAUCUGCGUGACUGUUGAAUUCUUUUGUAUAUCUACUGUCCCUCUUAACAAUUAACUAUAUGUCAACAGAAACUGGAUUGCUAAGCAGUACCAAAUAUAAAAUGUCCAAAUAUUUUUGUUUUUGUAAAAGAAAAUUUUCUGUAUAUGCUCUACAUUAUAUGUGAUUUGUUUCUUAUUUAUUUGCCGCUGAAGGAAGGUUGGCCUUAAGAAUUGAAAGAGGGAGCUUCCCUGGCGGUCCAGUGGUUAAGACUCCAUGCUCCCAGUGCAGGGGGAAUGGGUACUAUCCCACUGGGUUCAGUCCCUGAUCGGGGAACUAAUAAGAUCCUGCAUGCUGCUUGGCGCAGCUGGGAAAAAAAAAAACAAAAACUGAAAGAACCUGCUAUAUGAGCAACAGAUUCAAGCAUGUAAUACUUUUAUACCAUAUGAAAUUCAGAUGAAAUAAAGUGUUGAGAAUAA